UCGGACAUUGUAUUGACAUUUGUUUGUCUGUAAGCGCACGGUGUGGAUAUGUUCACUUAAAAAGCCAUAAAUCUUAUAAAGACCAGAAUCAUUUAGCGCCAUUGUUUGAUUUACCCCGCUUAUGAUAUACUGUAACUCUUUUUAACAACGGGUAAACAGUUAAGUUUUAAAAUCCUAACAUUUAAGCCGUUUUAAUGUGCUGGCAAUAAAGAGCAUUAGGACUUAGGUGGACCUUUUAAUUCCGCGUCAGUUUAUAAAUCUUUGGUUUCGGAAAUGUGAUCUUUUACUUACCAGAUUUUUUUUUUAAAUUACUAUGUCGGAUCGUUAAAACUCGUGGGUAAAAUUACAAACGCAACCAUUUUAAUUAUCGGGGUAGAAAUGGUCAUAAAAUUCCCCGACAUAUCAAGAGACAGAUCUCGGCUAUUUCUAGAGACCCGGCGGGGCAGACAGCGCCCGCGGACGGAGGAGACUUUGGUUAUCCCAGGAAUAUUUAGACCACCAAGUGUUCAAGUAGAAAUUAGGAAAUUUAAUCUCUAUGGCAACCUUAGGAAAUCGAACACGGAAAUCCAUAACACGCUACCUUCUCCAGAACUAAUAGAAAGAGAAGUCCGAUAUAUAGCAUUUGAAGAUGAAAGGAGAAACAAAGCUCAACAAGUGGGAUAUAAAGAUUUUUACAGAUUUUUAACACCAACCCUUAAACACAGACCACCACCUAACAUGAGCCAUUCUGAGAAGAUGGAAUCCACCAAUCAUUUAAACCCUAAAAGUGCUUGACUGUAAAAUUUAGAGAGUUUACUGUUUUAUUCUAGUCAUUUACAGACACAGGUCAACAUUUUUGUUCACACACCAUUAAGAAUGGCUUUUUGUUUGUUAUUUUGUGUUAAGUUUUUGUGGAAAUGCAUGCAUCCUAUUGUGAUCUCAGUCAUAUUCUUACUUAACUUGACAACACUAAUAAUUAGUGAUAUACAUCCCAUUUAAUGGGGUAUGACUGAAAUAAAAUUAACAAGGCACCUAGUCCUAACCACUAUCAAUUCAUCUUACUGUCAAAAAAUAUCUCUUAGAAUACGUGGAAAAACAAUACUUUUUUCAGUUACCUGAUAAAUGACUGAAGA
Saccostrea cuccullata (small rock oyster) is the source of this 1112-nucleotide messenger RNA. RefSeq lists its product as uncharacterized. Bases 379 to 774 code for a protein of 131 amino acids. The transcript is spliced from 3 exons. The record is from RefSeq and is a predicted model, not a curated record. NCBI's taxonomy places the organism in Eukaryota, Metazoa, Mollusca, Bivalvia, Ostreida, Ostreidae.